Hordeum vulgare subsp. vulgare (domesticated barley) is the source of this 939-nucleotide messenger RNA. Its product is annotated as DNA-directed RNA polymerase II subunit 4. The transcript has 2 exons. Gene Ontology annotation, biological process: nuclear-transcribed mRNA catabolic process, deadenylation-dependent decay; positive regulation of translational initiation; mRNA export from nucleus in response to heat stress. Bases 176 to 592 code for a protein of 138 amino acids. Gene Ontology annotation, cellular component: P-body; RNA polymerase II, core complex. NCBI's taxonomy places the organism in Eukaryota, Viridiplantae, Streptophyta, Magnoliopsida, Poales, Poaceae. Gene Ontology annotation, molecular function: nucleotide binding; translation initiation factor binding. The record is from RefSeq and is a predicted model, not a curated record.
CGGCCCGUUGAGGAAUUAGAUCCGCGACCCAGGCCCGGCCUGGCCCAGUCUUCUCCGACGCCGCCUCCCUCCUUUCUUUCCCCCUUCCUCUUCCACUCCCGUCCCCUCCUCUCGCCACGCCGAUCCGAAUCGCCGCCGCAGCCGCCGGAGAAGAUCAAACCCAGCGCCAGCAGCCAUGUCCGGCGAGGAGGAGGAGAACGCCGCCGAGCUCAAGAUCGGCGAAGAGUUUCUCAAGGCCAAGUGCCUGAUGAACUGCGAGGUGGCGAUAAUCCUGGAGCACAAGUGGGAGCAGCUGCAGCACAUGUCGGACGGCGGCGCCGACCAGGUCUCGCAGGUGUUCGAGAAGUCGCAGGCCUACGUCAAGCGCUUCAGCCGCUACAAGAACCCCGACGCCGUCCGCCAGGUCCGCGAGACGCUCUCCCGCUACAGCCUCGUCGAGUUCGAGCUAUGCACCCUCGGCAACCUCUGCCCUGACACCGCCGACGAGGCCAAGGCGCUCGUGCCCUCCCUCGUCCCCGGCGGCAGGUUCGACAGCGACGACAGGGUCGACAAGAUGCUCAACGACCUCUCCCUCAUCAAGAAGUUCGAGUAGUCUGCUCUUCUUGCUCCUGUUCCUCGAAUGGACUUGAUGGAGAUGGAGACUAUGUGUCAUUUAUCAGUCUCAACAAGUACUCCUAGCUACUGGUAGCCUACUUUGGUCAUGUGUUAGUCUUCAGAUUCAGAUUCAGAUUGUCUCCUCCUAUGCUAUGAUCAUAAGACAUGAGCAGUGUCACUCUCAAAUCUAUGGAGUUGAUUAAACCUUGUUGCUAUGCUGUCUUGGUGAAAAAUGUUGUAGCUGUUGUUUAAUCUAGAUGAUCAUAAGACGGAGCUGAUUAAACCUUGUUGCUACCAUCUUGUGAUUUUGGUCACCUGGGAAGAAUUUGGUUUUAGACUGAAAAA